Mixia osmundae IAM 14324 is the source of this 912-nucleotide messenger RNA. RefSeq lists its product as uncharacterized. NCBI's taxonomy places the organism in Eukaryota, Fungi, Basidiomycota, Mixiomycetes, Mixiales, Mixiaceae. The record is from RefSeq and is a predicted model, not a curated record. Bases 311 to 784 code for a protein of 157 amino acids. The transcript is spliced from 3 exons.
GAGCGCGAGCGAGCAAACGCGCUCGCCAAGAGAUUGCCAUGUGGCGCCGGGCAACAACCCUACCCGGCUGCUCGACUCUGCUUUCUUCUGACUUCUUCCUCAAAUACACCUUCGAGCCCCAGAGCAUCUUCUUCGCUGAGAUGCACGCCUUUGCGCGCGAUGGCAAGCCGCCUUACUUUGACUAUACGCUCUCGAGCGGCAGCGUAGUCCGCAAGCAUUGGCUGUGCAAUCAAUAGAAAAAUCACUGAACAGUCGGGUCACUCACUUCCUGACUGUAUCUCUCCUGCUUCUGCGCAACCCAUCGAUAAAGAUGCUUCUCGCUACGACAGCCAUCGCGAUCGUAUCGUGUGCAUUGACGCUCGCUGCACCUACGUCGUCGGACAUCCGUGCCGUCAAGAACCCGCCCUGUGCCUAUAACGACGUUGCCCACCUUCGUAUCACAGACAGUAGAAAACCGCUGGAUGUGGACAUCACAUGGUGCAGUGCUUGGGCUCCUUCUCCGCUGGGCAAUAUCCACAACUUUGGUGCAUCGACGCCCAAGACGACGUUCAAGUUCGACGACGGCGGAGCGCCUUUACCCGGCGGGGAAACUUUCGAGACGUAUGCUGUCCAGGGAGAAAGCGCGCCGAAUCAUCCGUUCUGGUUCCUGAUCUCCUACAUCCUCAAGGGUCGGGCGGUCAAGGCUGUCAAUCUACGUGUCUUCCAGCCUGACGGAACUCUCACGGGGGUCAGUUAUACGUUCACGCUCGGCGGAGUCGUACAAUCGCACUAUAAGCAACCCUAGCAUGCUCGUUACAUUUGGCAGUUGCAGGUCUCGCGCGAUCGUGUCUCGUCGACGAUCGAUUGCUGCUCGUUCAGAUGCGAUGUUAUUGUCAUAAUCACUGAGGGGCGACCGGCUAUUCGACGUUGCGC